Schistocerca nitens (vagrant locust) is the source of this 2106-nucleotide messenger RNA. RefSeq names its product telomeric repeat-binding factor 2-interacting protein 1-like. Bases 180 to 1739 code for a protein of 519 amino acids. Gene Ontology annotation, biological process: regulation of DNA-templated transcription; telomere maintenance via telomere lengthening. Gene Ontology annotation, cellular component: shelterin complex. The transcript is spliced from 16 exons. Lineage: Eukaryota; Metazoa; Arthropoda; Insecta; Orthoptera; Acrididae. The record is from RefSeq and is a predicted model, not a curated record. Gene Ontology annotation, molecular function: telomeric repeat DNA binding.
UGUUCGAGCUGUGGUGGGGGUUUACCUGUACAAGUUUUCGAUAUAUAUGGAAGCACGUUUACGAUGCGACGUUGUGAUGUGUCUUCGUAUUGAUGAAGCUCACUGUAUUGUUGUUGUUUAUGUUAUGUUUUGAGCGCGGGAGAAUGAGGUGCAGUGCAUGGGUAAUGGGAUGAUAAUGCAUGACAGCUGACACUGUAUCAACGUUUUGUAAUAGUGACACCGAAAUGUUUGAAAUUACGUGCAGUACUACUCUCUUUACUGUUGGGACCUUUCCCAUGGUUUUCGUCUUGGAGGAAAAUGAUGAAAACAAAAUUAUCGCCCAAAUGAUCCAGCAUGGUGGUGGCUGUGUAGCUUCUUUAAGAGGACCAUAUGGCAUUAUCCUAUCAUCUCCUGAAAAUUUGCUGUUGUUACAAAAUGAAGCAGUUUUCUCCACUGACUUCAUCAAGGACUGCUGUAUAGCCAAUAGGAUUUUGGAUAUAAAUCAGUACAGGUUAGGUGGUCCUUCCAGUUAUUCUGAUAACUUCAAUGCUAUGAAGGUGCUCCUGAGACAGUCUCACUGGCCAACACCUGCAGAAAGGGAUGAAAAUGACUCAGCUAAUACUGAUAGGCUCUCAGAUUCUGAUACUACUGUGGAGUCUCAGAAUUCUAGAAGAAACAUGAGCUCACGUAGAAGCAGAACAUUAUCUGGAAAUGAAGAGAAAGAAAUUCUUCGUUACAUUGUAGAGAACAAGGAGAUUGGUCUCAUUUUGGGAAAUACUCUGUGGAAGAAAAUUGCACAAAAAAAGCUGCAGGGUCGAACAUGGCAGCCACUGAAGAAGCAUUUUCUGAAACACGUGUUGCCCAAUAUUACAAAGUAUACAUUUUUGUCUGUAACGGACAGACUUGAGUUCCAGAAACAUGGGAAGGUGCCUGCAGACAGUCAUGAUGUAACAAAUUCAGAAAGUAAACUACAAUCUGGUUCAUCAGUUCCAAAAACAAUCAGCCUGCAUAAACCAACAGAAAGUGGUGAUACUGGAAGUUCUUCAAGGGCUAUCAGCCAGAAACAUGUGGAGCAACUUAGAUCAAGUAGAUUGCUCAGUCCCUGUGGAUCUUCUGUAAGUACUGAUGCCAGCAGUCUUGAAAGGGGCUGUGGUCAGAGGCUCCCAGAGAAACGUAAACCAUUCAGAAUCAUCAGAUUCCGUGAAUCUUCUGAAAGUGACAGUGACGGUUGUCCAGGAAAUACAGGUCGGGUAAAUAGAUCUACCAGCUCACGGGUACUUCAUGAGAACGAAGGUGGCAGAUGUCCCGGGAAACAGGAUGACCUGCAGCACCUAGAGAAAAACAAAGCACAUACCAUACAAAGAAAAUCUCAAGAUAGUUCUUCAUCUGAUGACUGGUUUGCAGCAACGACUCAAGAGCGACAGAACGUGAAUGUCAAAGCCAUCAGUCAGAAGUCUAAGAAGUUGAGGAAAAGACAUAGGGAAGAAUUUACAAUGGAAGAAGAAUAUGCCAUACUCACAUACCUCCAGAAGCAUAACAGGUUUAGUAAUACUGGAGGCAACGUUGUAUGGAAGAAUAUGGCAGCAACAGAGCCAGUGGGAAAUCGUCAUACAUGGCAUUCGCUGAGGGAACGGUACCUGAAGAAGAUUGUGCCAAAUAUUAAUAAAUACAAUUUGCCAGAAGAAAUAGUGAGACGUAUUAAGUCAAAAGAUUCACAACCAGUAGCAAAAAAAGUGGGCAAACACAGUCUGUUUGCGUGACCUACACUUACUGCGUAUAACAUAAUGGCUUUCAUUUACCAUGUAAGAGAAUAGGCAGAAUUUGCCAGAGGAACCAAAAUACAUGCAGAGGUCAGGAUAAAAACUGUUAUAUCCAGCUCAUGUGAAAGUGCAUUGUUAAUAAUUGUAAAAUUCCACUUGUGUAUUAUUAUUAAGUUUUUGGAUAUAUGUGGUACAUUAGGAAGAUUUGCUGAUUUUUGUCUCCUUGUAAAUUUAACAUUGUUUUGAGUGCAUUUAUACUUCUUUAAAUUUAUUUAAGCUGUAUUUAUUUAUUAUUUAAUUUUUUAAAAAUUUGUUAUUUAAAAUUGGUUCUAGUGUAUUUAUGCCUUUGUAAAUUUACUUUCAACGU